Messenger RNA from Esox lucius (northern pike), 6106 nucleotides. RefSeq lists its product as uncharacterized. The record is from RefSeq and is a predicted model, not a curated record. The coding region runs from base 63 to 5735 and encodes 1890 amino acids. The transcript has 25 exons. Gene Ontology annotation, molecular function: protein binding; zinc ion binding. Lineage: Eukaryota; Metazoa; Chordata; Actinopteri; Esociformes; Esocidae.
GGGGGCAUAGCCAGGACGUGACACAUACAUUAUUUAGUUGAAAUGUAGUUUCCUUUAAACACAUGUUUCAUCCAACUGAUCGACACAUUUGUCUUUGCAUACACAGGCACUGUCGCACCUACCUUGAAGGGACACGGUUUCGGUUGACAUUUGCAUGGCUAGAUAAAAAAACGACUCUCUUUUCAGAUAUGGCUACCUCCCUGAAUGAGAGCCAGUUCCAGUGCUCUAUCUGUCUAGACCCAUUCACUGACCCAGUCUCAACUCCAUGUGGCCACAACUUCUGUAAGAAUUGUAUCGGGACCUACUGGGAUGGCUGCAAUCAGUUCCAGUGCCCGUUCUGUAAGGAGAUCUUUGACAGAAGGCCUGAGCUUCGAAUCAACACAACAUUCAGGGAGUUAGUUGAUCAUUUUAAGAAUAUUACAUUUCAUGAAGGUUGCAUAGCUGCUAGUGGAGAGGUGGUAUGUGACGUGUGCACUGGGCAGAAACUCAAGGCCCUGAAGUCCUGCCUGGUGUGUCUGACUUCUUACUGUGAGACUCACCUGGAGCCUCAUCAGAGAGUGGCGUCUCUUAAGAGACACAAGCUGAUCAAUCCUGUGGGGAACCUGGAGGACAGGAUGUGUAAGAAGCACGGGAGACUCCUGGAGCUGUUCUGUAGGAAUGACCAGACCUACGUGUGUCAGUUUUGUGCAGAGAUGGAACACAAUAAUCACCACACUGUGACAGUACAAACAGAAUCGCAAGAGAAAAUGAUUCAGAUUCAGAGUAACAAGAAAGAAGUGCAGAAAAUGAUCCAAAACCGACAGAAAAAGAUAGAUGAGAUCAAUGCUUCGAUGGAGUUAAGUAGGCACAACGCAGAAGCAGAAAUGGCAGACAGUCUGGAGGUCUUCACUGCGCUGAUACAAUCCAUUGAGUCAAGCCAGGCUGAACUCAUCAAGACGAUCGAGAAGAAGCAGAAAGCAGCAGAAAUGCAGGCAGAAGGGGUAAUUAACAAACUGUUGCAGGAAAUGACUGAGAUGCAGAACAAAAUGCAUGACCUGGAGCAGCUUUCAAACACUGAGGAUAACCUCCUAUUUCUACAGAGAUUCAGUCAAACCUCCAUCCUUCCAAAAAUGAAAGACUGGACUAACAUCCACGUUCCUCCAGUUGACUUCUUAGGGUGUGUUCGACAUGCAAUAUGUCAGGUGAAUGAGUCUGUUACAGAAGAACUAAGAAAGCUUUCAGCCACUGAACUGCAAAAGAUGCAGACUUACUCUGCGGACGUGAUCAUGGACCCAAACACUGCAGGCCCAUGGCUCAGUCUCUCAGAGGAUGGAAAACAAGUGAAGAAAUUAAAGAAGAGUCAAAAGGUGCCAGAUAAUCCUGAGAGAUUCACUGAGGAUGUCUGCGUCCUGGCAAAACAGGGGUAUAACUUUGGGAAACAUUAUUGGGAAGUUGGAUUGCAGGGGAAAUCAAACUGGGCGAUAGGAGUAGCUUGUGAGACAAUACCAAGGAAGGAAUUAAUUUAUCCUGAGCCUGAAACAGGGUUAUGGACCUUUUGUCAUAUGGACGGCAAAGAAUAUCUGGCAUUCACAAAAGUACCAAGCCAUGUCUUACUUUUGACCCGACCGGAGAAAGUUGGUGUCUUCCUGGAUUAUGAGGAAGGACAAGUGUCAUUCUAUGAUGUGAUAGAAAAGUCCCACAUCUUUACGUACACAGGGUGUGAAUUCAAAGGACACAUCUUCCCCAUAUUCGAUCCUUGCCUCAGUGCAGAAAGAGAUGAGGUCCUUCCUCUUACAAUUUCCGAGGUGCGCGGAAAUUUAAUUAAAAAACGCAAAUAUUUUGGGUCCUCUGUGUGUCAUUCAAACCGCAGAUCUACUUCGCACUAUUUGGGACUGUGGGCAUUUUGUGGGAGGCCGUCGAGAGAAAGAGAGUGCACCGGUUACUGGGCACUGUUGCCAUCUGAUUCUGGCGGCUGUAUGGGUUUGAGCUCCCCAGGCAAGGGGCACACCCUGUCCGAGGAUUCGUUCCUGUGCUCCAUUUGCCUAGAGGUGUUUGUGGAGCCAGUCUCCACCCCCUGCGGACACAGUUUCUGCAAGGCCUGCCUGCAGGGCUACUGGGACCACAGCAAGAAGUUUCUGUGCCCCAUGUGUAAGAAGAGCUUUAGCCGGAGGCCGGAGCUCAGCAUCAACCGGGUCCUCGCCGAGAUUUCAGCCCAGUUCCAAGAGCUUGAUGUCAGGGUGACUCCACCGAACACAAAGAGGGGUGCGGUCGGGACACUGUCCUCCAGUCCGGGGGUUCACCUCGAGCCACAGGCACAUCCGGCAGAGGGUGGGGAGUUUGCCCGGACGGGAGAGGUACCGUGCGAUGCAUGCAUCGGAAGGAAGAUGAGGGCGCUGAAGUCCUGUCUCUCCUGUCCCGGGUCGUUCUGUGAGGCCCAUCUUCGGCACCACCAGAAGGUGAAGUCGCUGAUGUCUCACCGCCUCAUUGAGCCAGUGCACCAGCUGGAAAACAAGAUCUGCAGAAAGCACGAGCGGCUGCUGGAGGUCUACUGCCGGAACGACCACGGCUGCAUCUGCAUCGCCUGCGCCGAGGGCUCACACAAAUCCCACGAAUUCGUCUCCAUCGACCGCGAGUGGAAGAAAAAGACUAAUUAUCUGGGCAAGAGGAAGUCGGAGCUGAGACAGCUGAUCAAGGAGCGAACUAAGAAGCUGGACGAUAUCAAACACUCCAUACGGGUCAUAAAAAGCAGCGCCCAGAAGGAGUUGGAGGAUAGCUGGCAGGUGUACGCCGAGCUGCAGCGUUUGGUGGAGCAGAGCCAGGCUGAGCUGGUGGAGCUCAUCUCUUCCAGGCAGCGUGAGGCCGAGAGGCAUGCCCUGGAGUUGGCCCGAGGUGUGGAGAACGAACUGAGUCAGCUCAGGAAGAGAAGUGCGGAGUUGGAAGCCCUGGCAAAGAUCCAGGACAAAGUCAGCUUCCUGCAGAGCUUGCCCUCAUUGGCAUCCCUCCCAGAGCCCAUUGAUUGGUCAGGAGUGAGUGUGAACACUGACCUGUACCUGGGUAGUAUCCAAUCCUCCGUCAGCACGCUCAACGACAAGUUCCAGGAAGAACUCAAGAGGCUGUGUGGAAAAGAGCUCAGGAAACUACAGAACUAUGCGAGUGAGGUGUUCCUAGACUCUGGGACGGCCCAGAAGAACCUCGUCCUGUCGGAAGACGGUCGCCAGGUGAUGUACGAAGAACGAAAGCAGAACCAGUCGGAUGGCCCUCAUCGCUUCAACCCUGCCCUGUUCGUGUUGGCCCGUGAGGGUCUCUCCUCGGGGCGCCAUUACUGGGAGGUCGAUGUGAGUCACAAGACCGCCUGGACUUUGGGCGUGGCACGGGCGUCGGCCCGCCGGAAGGGAGAGAUCAAUCUGAGCCCAGAUGGAGGGUUCUGGUGUCUGUGGCUGAAAAGUGGAGAGGUCAAAGCUUUGGAGUCCACUCGACUGCCCCUACACCUGACCUCUCUCCCCCAGAAGAUCGGGAUCUUCCUCGACCAUGAAGGUGGUCAGGUGUCGUUCUACGACGUCAAGGCGCGCACGCACCUCUUCACAUUUGCGGAUACCUUUGACGAGAGUCUGUACCCCAUCUUCAGCCCCUGUCUCAGUCAAGAGGGAAAGAAUGCUGCACCGCUCAUCAUCAGUGCUGUGAAGCAUAGGCAGGGGGGCGAGGGUAUAUUUUGGGGCCUGGAGGGUGGAGGCAGUGUUUGUGGGAGCGGUGUCGCGUGUCAGUGUUGUCCAGAGUGGUCACUGUGUACACGGGGGUUUCUACAACAGCUGCCUUCUGUAAUGGCUUACCUUGCAGGAAAUCAUGGAAAUCUGACGGAGGAGCAGGUCCACUGUUCCAUCUGUCUGGACGUGUUCACCAAUCCCGUCUCCAUACCCUGUGGACACAACUUCUGCCGCUGCUGCAUCCUAGACUACUGGAAGACCACAGACCUGUUCCAAUGCCCCAUGUGCAAGAAGACGUUCUUUAAGAAGCCAGAUAUUAGCAUCAACACCGUCUUGAGGGAGAUUGCUGAGCAAUUCAAGGGGAUCAGGGUAAGCAACGCGGAACACCUCCAACAGCAGGAUCUCAAAGAAGAACGGGAGUUGUGGGAAAAGAUGGAGGAGCAGAAAAAGAAAGAACAGGAGGGGAUGAUGACGGAGCAGGAGAUCAGGAAGAAAGAACAACAAGAGCUGGUUGAAAAGCAGCAGAAACUUCUCCAGGAGCUGAGGUUGAAGCAGGAGAUGAACAAGCUACAGCUACCACAGCUGCAACGAACAACCAGCCAGGAAACAGAGAAACCAAUGAAAGGGAAACAGGAAGAGACGCCUGAGGAAAAGCCGGAGGAACCCACGGCUUGUGCCCCGGCGCUGCCACGCCACAGCCUCUGGGAAGAAGUGUCUUGUGACGUCUGCAUCGGUGACAGGAUGACGGCCGUUAAGUCCUGCCUGGUGUGUCUGACCUCGUACUGCGAGGAACACAUAAAAAACCACAACACCAGGUUCACCAAGCACAAGCUAGUCGAACCGGUGGCCAACCUGGAAGAGAGGAUGUGCCCCAAGCACGAGAGGCUGUUGGAGCUGUUCUGUAAGAAGGAGCACGUCUGCGUCUGUGUGCUGUGCACCGAGACGGACCACAGGGCCCACUACACAGUCCCUGUAGAGAGGGAGUGGACUGAGAAGAAGGCUCAGUUGCGGAAGACCGAGAUAGACGUUCAGCAGAUGAUCCAGGAAAGACUGAAGAAAGUGGAAGAGAUCAAACAUUCAGUGGAACUAAAUAAAUCCGGUGCCCAGAGGGAGAUUGAGGACAGCAUGCAGGUGUUCCAGGAGCUGAUCCGGUCCAUCCAGAGGACGCAGGCUCAGCUUGUGCUGGCCAUCGAGGAGAAGCAGAGAUCGACAGAGAGGUGGUCCGACGGUCUCAUAGCGGAGCUGGAGCAGGAGAUCACAGAACUACAGAGGAGGAACACAGACCUGGGAUACCUCUCACGCACAGAGGACCACAUUCACUUCCUACAGAGUUUCCCGGCCCUGAGCACCCCUCCAACCACUAGGGAUUGGACUGAGAUCCACGUUGAAUCUGACGUAUGUGUUGGGAUUUUACGGAGGGCCGUAUCCAAACUGGAAGAGGCGAUUAGCACAGAAAUUGACAAACUUGUGGACACUGAGCUCAAGAGGAUUCUCAAAUACUCAGUCGACGUGACCCUUGACCCAGACACCGCCAACCCAUGGCUCCAGCUUUCGGAGGAUUGCCGUCAGGUGAGGCAUCUGGGAGCGUGGCAGGACCUCCCGGACGUCCCGGAGCGUUUCGACACGGUGGUCAUCGUCCUGGGCCGCGAGGGCUUUGUCACAGGUCGCCACUAUUGGGAGGUCCAGGUGGGGGACAAGGAUGAUUGGUACCUGGGCGUGGCCAAGGAAAAGGUCAACAGGAAGGGCCGUAUUGCUGUCAGUGCCUCCCAAGGCUACUGGGCGCUGGCCAUGAAGAAAGGUCAGGAGUAUAGGGUCUCCACGACCCCACCGUUGACUCUGACCCUUGACCCCAGGCCCAAAAGGGUCGGGGUAUACGUGGACUACGAGGAGGGGCAGGUGUCGUUUUAUGACGUGAAGGAGAAGAAUCACAUUUACACGUUCAAGGAGGACAAGUUCAAGGACAAGUUGUUUCCCUUCUUUUAUCUGUACUGUAGUGACAAACAGUCAGACACCAUGCUGAUAUGUCCUGUCACUGAGACAAUCAAGCAAUGCUGAGAAAGACAACAACUCUCAUUGAUGGCAACUCUAAAAGACUACAACCCCCAUGGAGAGUAUAUAGCAUGUAUAUAGAAAGAUCUAGUGAAAAUUUACUUUUGAGUGGUUCCAUUUUGAGUUGCCCUUUGGGCGGUAACCAAUAGUUAGAAGUGUAAAGGACUGUGAUAUUUCAAAAUGUAAGAUGUCCUUGUGUGUGUGUGUGUCUGAGGGCGGCGGCUCCUUCUGUAGCUGUGCCUUUAACUGAGAAGACAGUACUGACUUGCACUUUAGCUUUGCAUGCCUAGUAAGCAUUCAGCAUACUCUGUGAUGUAUACUGUCAAAACAUUUAUAUCGAAUUUUAACAACAGAUGUACGUUUUCUUAGCGCCCUUU